Messenger RNA from Tauraco erythrolophus (red-crested turaco), 1389 nucleotides. NCBI's taxonomy places the organism in Eukaryota, Metazoa, Chordata, Aves, Musophagiformes, Musophagidae. The record is from RefSeq and is a predicted model, not a curated record.
AUGAGUGAAGCAGACAGACAGGGUGAAAGGAGGAAAUGGACAGCUAUUACAACUGAUGGUAAGCCCAAGAUAAUUGAUAUAAUUGAUACAACAGGCAGUGGUGAUGUAACUACCUGUACCAUUGUAGAACCUAAAGAUGGGGAAAUUCUUGGUCUUUCUGGAAGAACUUUAAAGAUUCCAGCAAACUGGGUAAAUCCUUCAGGCAAAUACCACAUUGGCAUAAAAAAUGGCUAUGAUAUCUAUCCUAAAGCUCUUAAGGAGAGGAUUCAGAAAGAACGCAAGGAGAAGCUCUGGGAUCCUGUUCACAGACUGGCUCUAGCAGAGGCCUGUAGGAAACAAGAAGAAUUUGAUGCUGCUCAUAGCUCUCCCUCCCAGGUAAAUAAGCUAAUAAAGGAAGAACUUCAAAAUCAAGUGGAACUGUUAAAUUCUUUUGAGAAAAAAUAUAGCGAUCCUGGCCCAGUGUAUGAUUGUCUAGUAUGGAAUGAUGGUGAGACUUGGAGAGCCUGCAUAGAUACAAGUGAGAGUGGCGACUUAACUAGCUGUACAGUGCUGAGAACCUAUAAAGAGGCUCAGGAAUAUGGAUCUUUUGGAACAUCUGAGAUGUUGAAUUAUUCUGUGAAUAUAUACGAUGAUGGAAACCUUCUUUCUAUUGUGACAAGUGGAGGAGCACAUGGAACACACGUGGCUAGUAUUGCAGCUGGAUACUUUCCAGAAGAACCAGAACGAAAUGGUGUGGCUCCUGGAGCUCAGAUUCUUGCAAUCAAGAUCGGCGAUACGAGACUAAGUACAAUGGAAACUGGCACCGGUCUAAUAAGAGCUAUGAUAGAAGCAAUAAAAUACAAAUGUGAUCUUGUCAACUAUAGCUAUGGAGAGGCAACACAUUGGCCAAAUUCUGGGAGAAUUUGUGAAGUAAUUAAUGAAGCAGUGUGGAAACACAACGUAAUCUAUGUUUCGAGUGCAGGAAACAAUGGCCCUUGCCUCUCUACAGUAGGAUGUCCUGGUGGGACUACAUCUAGUGUAAUAGGUGUUGGUGCCUAUGUGUCACCUGACAUGAUGGUUGCUGAAUACUCUUUAAGAGAAAAACUGCCAGCAAAUCAAUAUACUUGGUCAUCCAGAGGGCCUAGCACUGAUGGAGCCCUUGGAGUCAGCAUCAGUGCCCCAGGAGGUGCUAUUGCUUCUGUUCCAAACUGGACUCUGCGAGGAACACAACUCAUGAAUGGCACUUCCAUGUCUUCUCCCAAUGCAUGUGGAGGCAUUGCAUUAGUAUUGUCAGGACUCAAAGCUAAUGAUAUUCAUUACACUGUUCAUUCUGUCAGAAGAGCUUUAGAAAACACUGCAGUGAAAGCUGAAAACAUAGAAGUAUUUGCACAAGGACAUGGUAUUAUUCAG